GCGGAGGAGGCGACGCUGGUUGUUCUGCACGGUACAAAUUUUUUGAAGGUUGUUUACCUGGCGUGAUAAUUUUUUCCUGGCACUAUGUGUUGCAGAAGCAUUUUGUGGUUCAUCUGCAUUUUUGUGGCGAUAGUCACAGAUUCCAGCCACAGUAGCCUGGCCUCUAAUACAGGCUCUGAUUCUGAAGUCGUUGCGUAUAGUUUAAGAACGGACAAUGGAGUGGAACCAGUUCAGAGGGAUAAGGAGACCGCAGCUGUGGACCUGGCCGCCCUUCUGGACGCCGGGGACAGAGCCGUGGUGACGCUGGUGGCGGGCGACACACGUCUGGUGGCGCACAGGGCCGUCCUGGCUGCCAGGAGCACCGUGCUCGCCGCCAUGUUGCGGAACACCACGCUGGAGACCAGCAGCGGCCACAUUGCCAUCUCGGGCGUGGAGGGUCCAGUGCUACGCCAGCUGCUGGUCUACAUGUACACACUCCGGGUCCCCCAAGCGCACAGCAUGGCGCCACAGCUGCUGGCCGCUGCUGACAGAUACGGACUGUCCGCCCUGAAGGCGGAGUGUGAGCAGCUGGUGGCCGCACAGGUGUCUGGGGGGCCCGCAGCGGCCGCAGCUGUGCUCCAAGUCAGGCGCUCCUCUGACAGCCUCAGGCAGGCCGUGGUUGACUUCGUAAAGGCUCACCUGCUCCACGUGAUGGGAGGGACUCUGCACAGCCAGCGUGAAGAUCGGGCGGAAGUGAGCCACCUGCUGUCUGUUCCAUCAGCAAAAACCAGCUCGCCAGCCACUGCCGACAGCUGGACGACCCCCGCCGCUCAGCCGCUCAGCGACCACAGCUGGAGUCCCGACGCAGCCGCACCGACCACGCCUACCCACCACACUCCCCCACCUGACAGCGUUGACAUCGCUCUCCUGCGCUCGCUGGCCACUGCAGACAGCUGGACGACCCCCGCCGCUCAGCCGCACAGCGACCACAGCUGGAGUCCCGACGCAGCCGCCCCGACCAUGCCUACCCACCACACUCCCCCACCUGACAGCGUUGACAUCGCUCUCCUGCGGACAUUAUCUGAAGAGGAGAAGGGCAGGAGGCUGAUCCAGGCAUCUAUUCAGGGCUCAAUGCAAGAGCUGCAGGCACUGCUGGCGGCUGGAGUGAACUUGGGGGCGAGGGACAUGAACGAGCGGACCCCCCUGCAUUGGGCAGGUAUCAAGGGAUACGAGGAGAUGGCGAGGCGCCUGCUGGCGGCAGGUGCGGACGUGGGGGCGAGGGACAAGUUCCAGCAGACGCCGCUGCACUUCGCUGCGUGGGGCGGCAGCGCGGCUGUCGUCAGGCUGCUGGCGGCGUCCUCCGCCGACCCCGACGCCAGGGAUGUGGACGGAUGGACGCCGUUGCACACUGCAGCGUUCAGUGACGAGACGGAAGCGGCUACGGCGCUGCUGGAGGCAGGGGCCGACAUGGGGGCCGUAGAUAACAAUGGGAACACCCCACUGGACAUCGCCAGACAGUACAACAACCAGCACGUGAUAGACGUGCUGUGAUAAACCUGAGAGUCCCACACAUGUCUGUGGACUAAAAUAAAUAAACAUUUUUAGCAGUA
Schistocerca piceifrons (Central American locust) is the source of this 1589-nucleotide messenger RNA. Its product is annotated as serine/threonine-protein phosphatase 6 regulatory ankyrin repeat subunit B-like. Gene Ontology annotation, molecular function: protein binding. Bases 85 to 1530 code for a protein of 481 amino acids. The record is from RefSeq and is a predicted model, not a curated record. Lineage: Eukaryota; Metazoa; Arthropoda; Insecta; Orthoptera; Acrididae. The transcript is spliced from 7 exons.